This is a messenger RNA of Symbiodinium necroappetens, 1560 nucleotides long. The record is from the annotation of a GenBank genome assembly. Lineage: Eukaryota; Dinophyceae; Suessiales; Symbiodiniaceae.
AUGCGUGCAGCUGUCUACACAGUCGGAGAAGAUAUUGGUUGGAAAAUGGCCGACAUACCCGUUCCUCAUCAUUCCUCCUUCUCAGUCCUGAUUCAAGUUAAAGCGGUGGCACUCAAUCCGUCAAACUUCAAGCACCCCAUGAUUACCGCCACGUGGCCUUUCAUCAGACACUUGCGCAAAGACUGGCCCAUAGGAUACGACGUGUCGGGUGUGGUGCUUUCAGCCGGCACGUCGAGAGCAUGCAACGUGAAGGCGGGGGACAAGGUGUGGGGCAUCUCGAUCGGCGUGGCAGGGGAGUUUGCUGUGCUGCCCUGCUUUCUGACCGUACCAAUCCCCGGCAAGCUGAGCUUCGAGGAAGCUGCUGGCCUCGGUGUCGCAGGUCUUACCACCCUGAUGGGCUACGAGUGCAGUGGGCUCGGCCCAAAGCAAAAGGUGCUCGUUGUGGGAGCGUCGGGUGGAUGCGGCCAGUUCGGAGUGAUGCUGGCAGGUGCGAUCGGUGCAAAGGUCACCGGCAUCUGUGGAAGUCAGAAUGUCGACUUCGUCAAGCAGCUGCAUACUAGCGUUGAUGCCGUCUUCGACUACAAGCAGCCUUUCAAGAUGGCUGGCCUCUUUUCGAAGGGUCGUUAUUUUGAUGUCAUCUACGACACGGUCACAAGCAGUGCUCCCGAGGAUCCUAACUACGAGCCCAUGCUGGGGCCACUGCGGAAAGAAAACGGAACCUACCUAGCGAUAGGGCCAUGUCCCAAGUCUUCAGACCAGUUUCGCACUUUCUGGGACGGAUUCACUCGACCAUUUGGCCUGCAAUUGCAGAGAGAAGGCUACGAUUGGUACUUCCUGCUACCAACCAAAUCCCUUAUGCUAAAGCUAAAUAGCUUCUUCGAUUCCGGUAAACUUACCGAAGUGCCGAUUGACUCUAAGUAUGAUGCCUUGGAGUCCAAUGACGCCAUCGAGCAAGCAAUGGACAGGCAGAAAAGCCGCAGAGCUGUCGGCAAGAUUCUGCUGACCUUCGACAGGUUUGCCUCGCGAGCAUCGAGGGCAUUCCUCUUCCGAGGUUCCCGCGACCUGGCAGGCUUACAAGGACUCAGCGUGCCAGAUGCCGCCCUCGAACUCGUGGGCGAGCAUCUUCCUCGCAUUCGGCUAUUGCCUGCCCGGCUUUGGAGACGGCUGCUGCAAAAGCUCGAAACCGAGGAAGGUAACAGCAAGUUCAGACCCUUCGUGCGGCAGUACAGGGUAGACGGCUUGCCGCUAACACAGUGGCCGUGGGCUGUCUUCGGGUUUCCAGAUGCCGGCAAGUGUCUUGCACUUGCAGUCUGGAAUCACCUCACGGCACUCGAGGUUGAGGUUUGUGGCCGUCGAACGAACAAGGAGGAAUUCGUUACUGCAGGUGGUGUGGACGUGCGAGAGCUCCAUUGGGACCGAAUGGAGUUGAGAUCAUGUCCAGGACUUCACUUUGCAGGCGAGAUCGUGGACAUCGACGGUAUCACCGGCGGCUUUAACUUCCAAGGUUGUUGGUCGACUGGCUAUGCAGCUGGCAUUGCAGCCGCCGAUGCUUUUGAUUAG